AUGGAAAUGAAAUUAUCAUACCACAGUGUUGCGCCACACUUCUUAAAUUUGCGCGUGGCUGGCUAUUAUCAAAUCGAUAUUCAAUCUUCGAAAAUGAAAAGACUUAUUCACAGAAUUUACAUGGGUUUCGUUUUAUCUCUUAUGAUUAUUUAUACCACACAGCAAGCUUUAAAAGUAUACCAAGUGCGGGAGAAUUUGGGCCAAGUAAUGGGAACGAUGUUUUUAUUUUUAACACAUACAGAUGCAAUUUAUAAACAAAUCCUCUUGUGGCUUCAGCAGGACGAAAUUGAGAAUCUUAUUUCUAUAAUGAAAGGACCUCGUUUUAAUCAACGCAAGAAAGAACAUGAACGAUUUCUUCUCGAUACGGCUCGAUAUGCAAAACUUCUGCUGUAUUGCGACAAUGGUUUAGCAAUAUCCACCUGUUUUCUUUGGUUUGUGUAUCCAAUAUACUUGCACUUAAAAGGGCACCAUAUUGAAUUUGCCAUAUGGCUUCCUUAUAAUGAAAAUAAGGAUCCUAAUUUUUAUGUCACGUCUUUAUAUGUUUGGAUAACAACAACUUGGCUUGCAUUUAGCAAUACAACUAUGGAUGUGACGAUAUCGACUUUACUCUCUCAAUCUAAAGCACAGCUGUCUAUAUUAUGCUAUAAUCUCUCCACUAUUGUAGAGCUAAGUAAAGAAGAAAGUUCUCGCAUAAAUGAAUCACUCAGCACAACUCUACAAAGGCGCUUUAAAGAUAUUUUACUACAUCACAUGGAAAUCGUAAAGUUUACAAAAUGUAUUGAAAAUAUCUUCGGAAAUGUGUUGGCUUAUCAAUUUCUUAUCGGGGGUUGGAUUAUUUGUGCGUCAGUCUAUAGAUUAGUUGACAUUGAUGUCGGUUCUUUGCAAUUCUUUUCCAUGCUGACAUAUAUAGCGUGUAUUUUGUUUGAAAUGUUCAUUUGUUGUUAUUAUGGGAGCGAGGUUACUUAUGAGAGCAUUAAGCUAACAGAUGCGGCAUAUAGUAUGGACUGGGUGGAUAUGCCGGUAGAAAUCCGAAAAAAUUUAAUUAUUUUUAUGGAAGGAAUUAAACGACCGAUACGCACUAUGGCAGGACAUAUCAUACCUCUUUCUAAUGACACUUUCAUUUCUGUUGUGAAGAGCUCCUACAGUUUUUAUGCUCUCUUGAAAAGCACUAGUGAAUAG
Molecule: messenger RNA, 1179 nt
Organism: Zerene cesonia (dogface butterfly)
Lineage: Eukaryota; Metazoa; Arthropoda; Insecta; Lepidoptera; Pieridae
Product: odorant receptor 46a-like
Exons: 9
Coding region: 1-1179 (392 amino acids)
Biological process (GO): detection of chemical stimulus involved in sensory perception of smell; sensory perception of smell
Cellular component (GO): plasma membrane
Molecular function (GO): odorant binding; olfactory receptor activity
Source: RefSeq, a predicted model, not a curated record